AUGAGCACCGGAACGCCAUACAUCGGCAGUAGAAUCAGCCUUAUAUCAAAAGCUCAGAUUCGAUAUGAGGGAAUCUUGUACACCAUUGACACGGUCAAUUCGACUGUAGCGCUCGCAAAAGUGAGGUCCUUUGGAACAGAGGGCCGUCCCACAGACAGGCCCGUGCCACCCAGAGAUGAGAUUUAUGAAUACAUCAUAUUCAGAGGAAGUGACAUCAAAGAUAUCACAGUGUGUGAGCCGCCAAAGAUGCACCACAGCUUGCCUCAUGAUCCUGCCAUUGUACAGUCAUCUGUGGACACUUCAUCUGCGUCCUAUCCUCCACAGGCAGGCUAUAGUCCUUACAGAAGUAUGAUGCCAUCGUACAGCCAGUUGGCUGCCAGUUCACUGCUAAACCAACAAUAUGCUGCUGCAUUAGGCCUAGGGGCCGGUCUUCAUGGUCUUCCCUUGAGAAGAGGGCCCAUGGUGGAGCAGGCUGUCCAGACAGCCCCUGCAGACAAAUCAGCCCAGAAGAAAGCUUUGCCUGGGGCCCAGCCACAGGGCCGUGAUUUGGGAAGACCCCAACGAGGGGCAAGGGGUAGCCCUCAGGCCCAGAGGACCUCUGGCCUGAACAAUGUGUCUGCUGCACAGCAUGGUUUGAUACCGGGACAAAAUCAAGGCAGUGAUGAGAACAGACCACCCCAGAGAAGGAGACAAGGCACACGCCGGCCUAGGAAACGUGGCAGAGGUCAAAUCCUAGUUGGGAAUUCCAGGCCUACCACUCUUCAGUUUGAAUCUGAUUUUGACUUUGAAACGGCAAAUGCACAGUUCAAUAAGGAAGACCUGGAAAAGGAGAUCCAGGACAAGUUGAAUGUCAAAGGUUUUGAAAAGGAGAAAGCUGAGCCUGGUGUAGAUGCUCAGGAGAGCAAAGAGACUGUAGAAAAUCUUCUUGGACCUAAGUGCUUCUAUAACAAAGCAAAAUGUUUCUUUGAUAACAUCUCCUCAGAGCUCAAAUCAAGACGCACAACAUGGGCAGAAGAGAGAAAGUUGAAUGUGGAAACGUUUGGGGUUCCUGGACGGUACUUGAGGGGCCGAGCCUUCCGUGGGGGUUACAGAGGACGCAGAGGAGGGGGAGCCGUGCCGCGUUUUCCUCCACAGAGAGUGGGAAGUGGAAGACUGUGA
This is a messenger RNA of Chanos chanos (milkfish), 1158 nucleotides long. It is a transcript of the gene lsm14b, whose product is annotated as LSM family member 14B. The transcript has 8 exons. Gene Ontology annotation, molecular function: mRNA binding. The record is from RefSeq and is a predicted model, not a curated record. The coding region runs from base 1 to 1158 and encodes 385 amino acids. Lineage: Eukaryota; Metazoa; Chordata; Actinopteri; Gonorynchiformes; Chanidae.